AUGGUAGAGAAAAAAAUGAUUUAGUUAUAAUCAAUUUUCUUUCAAUCUCGAAAAAGGAAAAUUGUACAUAUAAUCUGUGUUUUAUCUGUAUUAGUGUUAGGCCCAAGUUCAUUAGCUGAAGUUUCAAGUCAUAAUGGGCUCAAUUUUGGGCUUAUCUCUUGGGUUUAGUUUUUACAAGAUAAAGUUGAUAAAGUGAAGACUAAAAUGAGGAAAAGAGAGGGUCUCGAGCGCUUUUUACUCUUUCUUCUUCACGAGAGCAGUGUCGUUGCUCUGAUCUUGUAACUGUAACUCCGGCGGAUUUUGCCGUUUAUACUGGAUUUUUCCGGUGUAGUAUGUGAUUCCUCCGAUAUAGACGCUAAAAUCACUGUUCACCGUGAAACUCGUACAUCAAAUUUCGUCAAUUGCGUUUCUUUAUCGCUUUUGAGUUUCGACUACAAUUCAUGAAACCAUGAGUGAGAUCGUGAGAGUUCAAGAGAUCGUUUCUAAACUCUGGAACCUAAACAUAGCCUCCAAAAAAUCCCCGAAUCUGGUUACGAUCAUAUCGAAUGUUGGUUAUAAUCCUUCGUUUGAAACUAAUGGAAGCUUCAAAGAUUUCGUUUCUCGAUUACUAGCUCGACGUGACAGUUACCGUAUAAGGAGAUUCUCUUUGAAACUACGUUCUUUGGAAUUUGAUUCAGCUAAGUACCAUCUUGUCAACGAAUGUCUACGCAAUGUGUUGAAUCGAGGUGUUUUGGAUCUUGAAUUGGACAUCAAUGUCAAUGAAGUUUACAAAUUGCCAUUUGAGGUCUUCACUUGCAAGAAAGUUGUGAAAUUGAAACUAGGUUCUGAUUUUGUUAUUGACAAUAUCCCUAAGAACGCUUUGCUUCCAGCUCUUAAGACUCUCUUUCUUGAUAAAGUUCGGUUCAUUGAUAAAAGUGGUGGUUGUGCGUUUACAAGGCUUGUUUCUGCUUGCCCUGUGCUAGAGGAUUUAGUGAUAUAUAGGAACAACCGUGAAGAUUGGGAAUGGUCUCGCAUUGUGUCUAGUAAGAUCCUUAAGAAACUUACUAUUCGGCGUGAAGACUGGGAAGAUCUUGAUGGCUCUAGUUAUGAGUCAAUUAGUUUUGAUACUCCGAGUCUUGAAUACUUCGAAUACUUUGAUGUUCUCCGAGAUGGGUAUCCAGUUGUUGAUCUCAAGUCCCUUGUUGAAGCUAAGCUAGAACUUCCUCUUUUUAUGGUUGGCGAUACCUACGAUGUUAAGAAUCUGAUUAAGGGCUUAGAAAAUGUUCAGAUUCUGAGCUUAGGCGUUGUUGACACGAUGCAGGUGUUUUGUUUCUUCGAAGAAGCAGUACCAGUGUUUGAAAACCUGUUUCAUUUAUCACUUAGCACUGAAGUAGAUUUCUGUUGGAAUGUUCUACCAAUUCUGCUUGAGAAAUCUCCAAAUCUAAAGACUCUCACCAUUCAGGCUUUGCAUUAUACUACUAAUCACUAUGGGGAUGAGAACACUGUUUGCGAUUGUUUGGAGGUGUAUUCUUUCUUAUCGUCCUGCCAUAUUGAGGUUCUAAAGAUAACCCAGUUCAAGGGAGAUAUCGGAGAGAUGGUGCAAAUAAAGCAUAUCUUGGAGAAAUUGCCGAGUCUUGAGCUGUUGGAAAUUCAUGGUCAGGUAAAAGGAGAUGACAAAAAGCUGCAGAUCAUGUUGGAUCUCCUAAUGUUCGAAAGAGCUUCGUCUGAAUGCAAAGUCGAGGUCAAGUUUCCAGUUUGUUUUGCCUCAGCAUGAACUUCCAUAUCUGAUAAGAGAAACAAAUGAGCUUCCGGUUUGUUGUUGACAUGAGAGCUGGUUUGUUUAGUGUCUUUCUUAUCCAUGCAAUUUCUGUAUAUAACAGCUUGACAUUUUUGUCAUCUUUGGCUCCUUGUUGUGUCGUUUCUUCGUGCCUAAUUCACUUGAGUUUGUAAGAGAGAUGCUAUAGCUAUUAGCUAUCAGCUACGUUAGGUCUACUAUGACUCAUUUGUGCUGUAUGUUAUUGUUACUUUACAGUUUACACAGUCUAUUUGACAAUUU
This is a messenger RNA of Arabidopsis thaliana (thale cress), 2035 nucleotides long. RefSeq names its product RNI-like superfamily protein. The record is from RefSeq and is marked reviewed. Bases 449 to 1753 code for a protein of 434 amino acids. The transcript has 3 exons. Lineage: Eukaryota; Viridiplantae; Streptophyta; Magnoliopsida; Brassicales; Brassicaceae.